AUGGGCGAGCUCAAGACCCAGUCAGCGAUAAUUAUGCAAGGCCCGAAAAAGGCACACGUUGAGCAUGGCUUGGCCAUACCUUCUCCGGAUGCAUAUGAACUGUUAAUUAAAGUGCAUGCGGUCGCACUUAAUCCGUCUGAUUGGAUGGCACUCGACCAUUUCGGGAAACCUGGUGCAGGAGCUGGCUAUGACUUUGCCGGAGAGGUUGUGGAAAUAGGAGAGAAUGUCAAAUCUCAGUGGGCUGUUGGAGAUCGGGUUGCAGGAUUUGUCCAUGGAUGCCACGCUGCAAAUUAUACAAUUGGGGCAUUCCGUGAAUACCUGAUUGCAGACUCGGAUUUGGUGCUACGCCUCCCGGAUCAUGUCUCGUACGAAGCUGCUUCUACCCUUGGAAUGGGUAUCAGUACAUCGGCUCAAGCUCUGUACCAGUCCUUGAAACUUCCUCUGCCAUCGAAAGAUCCUACUCCGGCAAAUCAGACGAUUCUGAUCUAUGGUGGGGCUACUGCCACUGGCAGCAUCGCAAUCCAGCUUGCCAAAUUAUCCGGACUACACGUCAUCACGACAUGCUCUGAGCAGAGUAUCUCUUGGAUGCGAUCGCUAGGUGCGGAUGAGGUCGUCGACUACAAGCAACCUAAUGCCGUCCAGCAAGUGGUAGAUUGUGUUCAGGACAGUGGCCUCUACGCAAUUCUUGAUUGCAUUGGAAAGGAGAGCACCGCAGACUUCUGCAGCAAGUGUUUCACACCACCCAAAGACCAUGCGUACCAGCCCGAGUACGUGUAUGCGCCUUUAAUGCCACUAUCAAAGGAGUUCCCCAGACCGAGCACAUUACCAUCCUCCGCAAAAAUCCAAAACAAAUGGAAGUUUGUGUACACGUGCUUCGGGAAGCGUUUCACUACCCCCAUGGACCAUCCAGCCAUAAAUGGCACUUGGCAACCCUCUGUUGAAGACAAAGCUUUCAUGGUCACUUUUUACCGGGAGUUUGAGCCUAUUUUGGCCAGCGAGAAACUGAUUUUCAUGCCCCAAGAGGUCCAACUAGGAGGACUACAUACAAUUUUGGAUGGUAUUUCUCUUGUAAGAGCAGGAAAGGUCCAUGGGAAGAAACUUGUGUAUCCUAUCUGA
Messenger RNA from Penicillium brevicompactum, 1116 nucleotides. Its product is annotated as zinc-binding alcohol dehydrogenase family protein. The record is from RefSeq and is a predicted model, not a curated record. Bases 1 to 1116 code for a protein of 371 amino acids. Gene Ontology annotation, molecular function: oxidoreductase activity, acting on NAD(P)H. The transcript has 3 exons. NCBI's taxonomy places the organism in Eukaryota, Fungi, Ascomycota, Eurotiomycetes, Eurotiales, Aspergillaceae.